Messenger RNA from Myripristis murdjan (pinecone soldierfish), 2625 nucleotides. RefSeq names its product tRNA methyltransferase 9B (gene trmt9b). The transcript is spliced from 5 exons. The coding region runs from base 269 to 1636 and encodes 455 amino acids. Gene Ontology annotation, biological process: tRNA methylation; tRNA wobble uridine modification. NCBI's taxonomy places the organism in Eukaryota, Metazoa, Chordata, Actinopteri, Holocentriformes, Holocentridae. The record is from RefSeq and is a predicted model, not a curated record. Gene Ontology annotation, cellular component: nucleus; cytoplasm. Gene Ontology annotation, molecular function: tRNA (5-carboxymethyluridine(34)-5-O)-methyltransferase activity; S-adenosylmethionine-dependent methyltransferase activity; tRNA binding.
GCCGUUGCAGCCGCUGGCGGACGGACACGUCAGGUGGUGUGUGUGUGUGUGUGCGCGCGGCUCGGUGCGGCUAGCGUUACCUUCGGUGUGAUGAGGCUGAGCGUGAGCCCGGUGCCGCAGGGUCCAGCCCGCGCCUCCGGCCGUGCGGGCAGGAUGUAGAGAGAGAGGCAAGUUCACCUCCAGCGACCCAACGGGAGGCGGAUAAUUACAUGGCGUUUUACACAUCGCACGGCACGAUGCUGUGAGCCUGCUCUCUGAGGCAGCCUGCAUGACAAUGAUGGAGGAGGCUGCCAGCCAGCUCGAGAGAGAUCAUGUGCACAGCGUCUAUGACAAGAUUGCUCCAUAUUUCAAUGACAGCCGCUACAAAGCCUGGCCGAAGGUACGCCAGUUCCUUCUGGACCUGCAGCCGGGAAGCAUCGUUGCUGAUGUGGGUUGUGGCAAUGGCAAAUACCUCCACAUUAAUAAGGAUGUGUUCAAGCUGGGGUGUGAUGUUUGUCGCCCCCUGGUGGACAUUGCCUGGAGCCAAGGACAUGAGGUCCAGAUGUGUGACGGGCUGCAUUUGCCAUACAGAGAUGGAUGCUUUGACGCUGUGCUCUCCAUUGCAGUCAUCCAUCAUUUUUCCACCAAAGAGCGGCGUAUUCGAGCAAUAAAAGAGAUGGCACGCACUCUGCGCGUGGGGGGACGCAUCAUGAUCUAUGUGUGGGCCAUGGAGCAGAAGCGUCGUAAAUUUGAGAAGCAGGACAUCUUCGUCCCCUGGAACCCCAACCCUCACUCACCCUCCGGCUUCAAACCCAGGAGGAGGGGUGCAACACAGAGUGUGAGCGAAGUCAUAGACAACACCGACAAGCACAGGAAAGUCAAAAGCACAUCUUCCAUGGUGGAUGAGGAAGACAUCACCUGCAGCACGCCACAGCAGAGAACCCAGAGACUGUGGUUCUUCUCCAGGUCCCUGGAUUCUGUGUUUGACUUCGGGAGCUUAGCCAUCUCCCGGUCGUCGUCCAGAGACCUGAGCACUUUAUCCUCACCCACCGGGGAAAAUGAGGGGAACAAGGCCGGCCAGCUUGGCAGAAGACGAAGCCUCAUCAAGCAGGUGUCCAGCUUUUUUUCACCUUCGUCCAUGAUCAGCUCAGAGGAAGACGUCUUUGGCUCGGUCACAGACCUGCACAAAGGCCGGAAAGAUGCUGGAGGCACCACUUGCACCUCCAGCAGCACAGAAAACCAAGGUGUGUCUGUGGCUUUAGUCCAAGAGUGUGACUCCAUGGCCCUGCCUGACCUAGUCCCGUACCAGAAGGAACAUCUCAAGCAGACGGGGGACAAAGAGGGUGACAGGGACCCACCGGGGAAAGAGCAAGAGCAGCAGGAAAGCACACAGAGUCCUCUGGACGGUGAGGGGCAAGUGGACGGCUCCUGCCUGAGGUACUACCAUGUCUUCAGGGAGGGAGAACUGGCCGAGCUGAUAGAGAAUCACAUCGAGGAGCUUCAUGUCACACACACCUACUUUGACCAUGCCAACUGGUGUGUAGUGGCGGAGAAAAUUCAGCAGGUAGUAGACAAAGGUAACUACACAAGUUUUACCUGUCCAGUUCUAGCAUUAAACAUCACUGUAGAAUCACUACAUUGUCCACUGCAGCAAUGAUGGAGGACAGAUGGAUGAUGGAAGCGUCUAUGAUGACUACCACUGUAUACUGUACCACAUUUUUGAUAUAUAUCUAUCCUAGGUCAGUGCAAGAAACCAACAAGCAGUGUCCAAAUAUCCAGUGAAGUGUUUCCUCUCAGUGUAAAUGUGUACAAUAGGGAAUUUUAAUGCUGCUAAAUAAUGAUUUUAACUAUUUAACAUAAUAAUAGAUUUGCAAGGGAGUUGUGAAUGUUACUGGUCUCCUUUGGACAAAACUGUUAAUAAUAGCCCGGAGGAGUGAGAGUGAGAUUAUGCUCUUCCACCUGCUCUGAAAUGUUUUAAAGUAUCUACCAUUGUGGAUUUUUUUUUUUUUUUUUUUUAAUCUCACACCUUGUCUGCCUGUUUCAAAAUUGCACAUGUUCCUCAACAUGAGACACGAGGAGCCAGUACCUGUUCUGUACCUUUUUGGUAGGACUUUCUGUGAACCGCGUGUGUAAUCCAUCGUAAUAAUGUUCUUGGGAGGAAAGAGCACAUAGCUGUGUGGAAUACCAUUAGUAUAUCUUCCAAAACUAUUUGUGCCAUUUGUACUUUAUCCCACCCAGGUGUUGCAAGGAAAACGCUGCCAGUGUGUCUGCUUGACAUUGAUAUUUGUAGUUGCCGUGCUUCGUCUCGUGUUGAAGUGUCUCGCUGAACUAUACCAGUAGUAUGUUUCAGCUACUUGACUGCCUCAUGUACUGUGAAUAAACAUUGCACUGUACCGCAAGUAUGUCGCUGCUUGCUACUUCAUGUCAGUGGAUGACACCGAUAGGUAAAACUUGAAACAUGUUUCUCUGUACUCAUUGUGCCAAGGAAGGUGCAUACCCUUAUCAGUGCAGCAUGUCUGGACCAACUGUGUUUGUUCUUAGGUGAAAAUGGUACUUUUUUUUUUUUUUUUGUCUUAUGUGAAACCCGUGUGACUACUUUAAAUUUGUUGUAUUUGUUUUUCAUGAUUAAAAUUUUUUGUUCAUGAG